Molecule: messenger RNA, 897 nt
Organism: Medioppia subpectinata
Lineage: Eukaryota; Metazoa; Arthropoda; Arachnida; Sarcoptiformes; Oppiidae
Source: the annotation of a GenBank genome assembly
AUGAAGAGACAGAUAGCGGAGGGAAAAUUUGAUCCAAAAACCCAAAUAACAGUUAGCGAACAGAAUAUGAUUGACUGCUCCGGAGAUUUCGGCACAAUUGGUUGCGACGGAGGAAUGCCUCAACAGGCCUUCAAAUAUGUGGCCGCAAACAAAGGCAUCAAUGGAGUCGACGCCUACCCCUAUCUCGGAAAAAAAGACAAAUGCAAUUAUAAUCCGGCGAAAAGAGUUGACGUCGAAGUGAAAGAAGGAAAGCGUCUCAAAUCAGGUCUGGACAACGACUUGGCCACCGCUAUCUACAACUACGGACCCGUUGCCAUCGCAGUGCACGUCACUAAAGAUAUGGCCGCUUAUAAUGAACAAAAUAUGAUUGACUGCUCCGGAGAUUUUGGUACAAUUGGUUGCGACGGAGGAAUGCCUCAACAGGCCUUCAAAUAUGUGGCCGCAAACAAAGGCAUCAAUGGAGUCGACGCCUACCCCUAUCUCGGAAAAAAAGACAAAUGCAAUUAUAAUCCGGCGAAAAGAGUUGACGUCGAAGUGAAAGAAGGAAAACGUCUCAAAUCAGGUCUGGACAACGACUUGGCCACCGCUAUCUACAACUACGGACCCGUUGCCAUCGCAGUGCACGUCACUAAAGAUAUGGCCGCUUAUAAAUCUGGUAUUUUCGACGACGCAAAGUGUAGCCCAAAGAAAGUGAAUCACGCGGUGGUCGCUGUCGGAUAUCAUCCCGAAUACUUCAUUGUCAGAAACAGUUGGGGCGCGAAGUGGGGAGAAGACGGUUAUAUUCGCAUUUCUCGGAGCCGAGUGAACAACUGUGGUGUUUCACAACAGGGCUAUUACCCCGUACUUCCCAAUGCCGUCGAAACGCAAGCCAUGAGAGACCGACUCAGAGAUGUCUAA